Canis lupus familiaris (dog) is the source of this 2684-nucleotide messenger RNA. Its product is annotated as zinc finger protein 226. The transcript is spliced from 6 exons. Gene Ontology annotation, cellular component: nucleus. The coding region runs from base 251 to 2668 and encodes 805 amino acids. Gene Ontology annotation, biological process: regulation of transcription by RNA polymerase II. The record is from RefSeq and is a predicted model, not a curated record. Gene Ontology annotation, molecular function: RNA polymerase II cis-regulatory region sequence-specific DNA binding; DNA-binding transcription activator activity, RNA polymerase II-specific. Lineage: Eukaryota; Metazoa; Chordata; Mammalia; Carnivora; Canidae.
CGCAGGCACUUCCGCCCCAGGAGGACGCCGUAGCAGCCAUCUUUUCCCUGAUUAUGGUGUCUCAGGCCUGCCAUUCAAACUUCGCCUGAAACGCACCUGGGGCCCGCAGCCACGAGACUUUCAUUUGGGGAGAAAGAGGAGGAGCGGCUAAAAACAGAGCCCUGACUUCUCAAGAAGCCCCACACAGCGGGGGAGGCAGCAGAGCUCCAUUCUGUCUCUCUAGGAUUCUGUUUCCCUGGAAGGAAAGAAUAUGAGCAUGUUCAAGGAGGCGGUGACAUUCAACGAUGUGGCUGUGGCCUUCACAGAGGAGGAGCUGGGACUGCUGGACUCUGCACAGAGAAAGCUGUACCAGGAUGUCAUGUUAGAAAACUUCAGGAACCUAGUCUCUGUGGGACAUCAACCCUUUAAACGAGAUAAAUGGCAAAUAGAAAGAGAAGAGAAGCUUUGGCUGAUGAAGACAACAACCCAGAUAGAGAGAAAUGUGGGAGGAAACAAUCAGGAUGAGCUGAGGAAUUUUCAAGACAAAGGACCACAUGAAGAGCUGUCCUGCUGGCAAAUCUGGCAACACAUUGCAAAUGACCUAACCAGAUGUCAAAACUCCAUGAUAAAUAGUUCUGAGUUUCACAAACAAGGUGAUUCCCCCUGCCAGCUUGGGGCAGAACUCUCUAUUCAGAUUUCUGAGGAGGAGAACUGUGGGCUAAAUUGUAAAGUGGAUGGUCCUAAUCGUACUGAAAACUCAGACUUUGCAAUUUUGAGAGUCCAGGACUCAUGGAGGAAAACUUUGACUGAAUCACAGAGUUACCGGAAUAGAUAUCAGCAGAUUUCCAUGAAAAAUAAGCUGUGUCGGUGUAAACAGAAUAUUGAUGUUGUCAGUUGGAUUUCACAUCACCUUGAUCAUGGGAUACACAGAAGUGACAAAUCUUACAGCCAUGAUGAUUGUCAGAAAGGCAGCAUGAAGGUUUCAGCAUUAGACCAGGAGAGUAUGAUCCACAUGAGACAAAAACCUUACCAGUGUAAUGAAUGUGAAAAAACCUUCAGUGAUCUCUCCACCUUUGAUCUUCAUCAGCAGUUACACUCAAAAGCAAAGUCCCAUAUGUGUAGUGAGUGUGGAAAAGGCUUCCGUUAUAGCUCAGUUCUUCGUAUUCAUCAGAGAGUUCACAUGGGAGAGAAAGGCCAUAAGUGUGGUGAGUGUGGUGAGGAAUUCAGUCAGAGCUCACUUCUACAAACCCAUCAGAAAGUCCACACUGUAGAGAAGCCUUUCAAAUGUGAGGAGUGUGGGAAAGGCUUUGUUCGUAGAUCAGCACUUACUGUUCAUUGCAAAGUCCACACAGGAGAGAAACCUUAUAAUUGUGAGGAAUGUGGGAGGGCCUUCAGUCAAGCCUCUCAUCUUCAGGACCAUCAGAGGGUCCACACUGGGGAGAAACCAUUCAGAUGUGAUGCAUGUGGUAAAAGCUUCAGUCGGAAUUCACAUCUUCAGUCCCACCAGAGAGUCCAUACAGGAGAGAAACCAUAUAAAUGUGAAGAAUGUGGGAAGGGCUUCAUUUGUAGCUCAAAUCUAUACAUUCACCAGAGGGUACACACAGGAGAAAAACCGUACAAAUGUGAGGAGUGUGGUAAAGGCUUUAGUCGACCUUCAAGUCUUCAGGCCCAUCAGGGUGUUCAUACUGGAGAGAAAUCCUACAUAUGUAAUGUGUGUGGUAAAGGCUUUACUCUGAGUUCAAAUCUUCAGGCACAUCAGAGAGUCCACACAGGAGAGAAACCAUACAAAUGCGAUGAGUGUGGGAAGAGCUUCAGGAGGAACUCCCAUUAUCAAGUUCAUCUAGUAGUCCACACAGGGGAGAAACCCUAUAAAUGUGAGGUAUGUGGGAAGGGCUUCAGUCAGAGUUCAUAUCUUCAAAUCCAUCUGAAGGCGCAUAGCAUAGAGAAACCUUACAAGUGUGAGGAGUGUGGGCAGGGCUUCAAUCAGAGUUCCCGACUUCAGAUUCACCAGCUGAUCCACACUGGUGAGAAGCCAUACAAAUGUGAAGAGUGUGGAAAGGGAUUCAGUCGUCGAGCAGAUCUCAAAAUUCAUUGCAGAAUCCACACAGGAGAGAAACCAUAUAAUUGUGAGGAGUGUGGGAAAGUAUUCAGGCAGGCCUCAAAUCUUCUGGCCCAUCAGAGAGUCCACAGUGGAGAGAAACCAUUCAAAUGUGAAGAGUGUGGGAAGAGCUUUGGUCGCAGUUCACACCUUCAAGCCCAUCAAAAAGUCCACACAGGAGAAAAGCCGUACAAAUGUGAGGAGUGCGGGAAGGGCUUCAAGUGGAGCUUGAAUCUUGACAUGCAUCAGAGGGUCCACACAGGAGAGAAACCCUACAAGUGUGGGGAGUGUGGUAAGCACUUCAGUCAGGCCUCGAGUCUUCAGCUUCAUCAGAGUGUCCACACUGGAGAGAAACCAUACAAGUGUGACGUGUGUGGGAAGGUCUUCAGUCGCUCUUCACAGCUACAAUCUCAUCAGAGAGUUCACACAGGAGAGAAACCUUACAAGUGUGAGACAUGUGGUAAGAGCUUCAGCUGGCGAUCAAAUCUUACCAUUCAUCACAGAAUCCAUGCUGGUGAUAAAUCCUAUAAAAGUAACAGGAGUGGUAAGAACAUCAUAGAGUCCACACAGGAAAAUAGUUCUAUAAAAUGAUUUUUUUUAAAGAAAA